GUAACCAGGCCGACUAUGUGUUUAUCGCUGCUGGUUUUCGAUGUCGAAUUUUGAGUUUUUAUUUUUAUUUUAUUUUAUAGAACCACCAACAGCUGUGUUACAGUUCGUGAAAGUUGCCUAAAUUAACAGACUCAGCCAUGGAAGUGGAAUAUUUUGUGUCCAAAACCCUCGAGCUGCUGCGAAGGGAAAGAGAAGCUGAGGUUGCAGAAACACGUUUAUUACAGCAGAAUGUGCCUCUAAAGGAUCUGCAGCACAAAGGAGUUUGUCUGCUGAAGCUGCAGGUCACCAGUGAGCGGACAAGCCUCUAUGGACGUCACCUUGUUGUUUUUGAGCCCAGAAAACAUGUGGCAGGUGCCACUUUACCCAGCAACAACUUUGGACCAGGAGACAUUGUUGGGGUGUAUGACUCUGCACAAUGCAGUACAACCUCACAGCUGAGCACUGGGGUUGUGACCCGAGUAACCCAGGCAGCUAUAUCUGUGGCAUUUGACGAGUCCCAGGAUAGCCUCAGUUUGGAUGGGGAGGCCCUCUACAACCUCCUUAAGCUGGCUAAUGAUGUCACAUACAAGAGGCUGAAAAAUGCAUUGACAUCUCUCCGUGCUUGGAGUGGGGGUCGAACAUCCAGUCUGAUAAACGUCUUGUUCGGAACUUCCCAGCCAGGCACUCCUUUACAGUCAAGUGAUAUAGACUUCCUGAACACAAGUUUGGAUGAAUCCCAGAGAGAGGCUGUGUCCUUUGCUUUGUCUCAGAGGGAAGUAGCAAUCAUUCAUGGGCCGCCAGGAACUGGGAAGACCACCACUCUGGUAGAGAUAAUCUUGCAAGCAGUGAAAUGUGGUUUAAAGAUCCUGUGCUGUGCUCCAUCCAAUGUGGCUGUGGAUAACCUGGUAGAGCGAUUGGGAGGAGGCAAGAUCAAAGUACUGCGCCUGGGCCACCCUGCCCGUCUGCUGGAAGCAGCACACCAGUACUCACUGGACGCAGUGCUGGCCCGUGGAGAUGCCACCAGCAUCCUUGCUGAUAUCCGCAGUGACAUUGAUAAGGCCUGUGCAAAGAUAAGGAAGGCACAUGGGAAGGGUGAAAGAGAUCAGCUCUGGGCAGAAGUACGUGAGCUACGAAAGGAGCUGAGGACCAGGGAAGAUGCGGCUAUUAUACAGGCCCUGAAGGGUGCGGAUGUUGUUCUGUCCACUAACACAGGGGCCAGCGAUGAUGGGCCUAUGAAGCUGCUUCCUGCCAACCACUUUGACCUUGUGGUGAUCGAUGAGUGCAGCCAGGCACUGGAGUGCAGUUGUUGGAUCGCCCUUCUGAGGGCCUGCCGGUGUGUCCUGGCUGGGGACCACCAGCAGCUACCACCUACUGUCAUGUCUCCCACGGCUGCAUCUAAUGGUCUGGCCCUUAGCCUGAUGGAGCGGCUGAUCCAGAUGCUUGGCAACAGUGUGGUGAGGAUGCUCACAGUCCAGUACCGCAUGAAUGGUGCCAUCAUGCAUUGGGCAUCUGAGCAGAUGUACCAAGGCCGGCUAAUUGCUCACAGCUCUGUAGAGAGCCACCUGCUGAGGGACCUGCCUGGGGUAGUUAGCGUGGAUGAGACGGAUGUGCCCCUAUUUCUCAUUGACACAGCGGGAUCUGGUCUCUUUGAGAUGGAGGAUGCAGAUGAGCAGUCAAGGGGCAAUGAAGGUGAAGCAGAUGUAGUGGCCAUGCAUGUGGAGAGACUAACCAAGUCGGGUGUCAGGGCCAGAGAUAUAGCCGUCAUUGCACCUUACAACCUGCAGGUGGAACUUCUUAGGCAUCGACUCUCUCAUAAACAUCCCCAGCUUGAGAUCAAGUCUGUUGAUGGCUUCCAGGGGAGGGAGAAGGAGGCUGUUGUGCUUUCAUUGGUUAGAUCUAACAGGAAGGGUGAAGUGGGCUUUUUGGCUGAGGACAGGCGGAUCAAUGUAGCAGUGACACGAACCCGGCGCCACCUAGCAGUGGUAUGCGACACACAAACAGUCCGGCACCAUGGCUUCCUUCGCUCCCUGGUGGAUUACAUCAUGGAGCAUGGGGAGGUUCGCACAGCUUUUGAGUACCUGGAGGAUGCUAUGCCUCUGAAUUACAGCCGUGAUCAAGGUGUAGGACAAACACAGAGUCACAGGGCCUUGGCAGGCAAAUCUAAGGACAGGCCACCACAGGAAAAGACAAAUGAACAGAGAAAGGUACUUGAGAAGAAGAGCUAUGCGGUGGACAGACCAUUGUCCCACCAAGCUAAGAAUGACAGACCUUUCCCUUCCACAGGAGGGGAGGAGGUGAACAGACAUGUAGAGGAGCUCAGGGAACAAUUGAUUCAGUUCCUGAAGGACUCAAGUAGAGCCUGCCUGGACUUCCCAACAUCACUGAGUUCCCGUGAUCGACUCAUAGUGCACCAGAUCUCUGAAGAGUUGGGACUCAAACAUGAGAGUGCAGGGGAAGGCAGAGAGCGACACAUCACUGUCUCUCGGGCAACACCCAAGCUGGAGCCAAAGGGGGAACAGGAAAUGCUGGAGCAAGAGAAAGAGCAGCCAGUAGAACCAGCCCCAGCUGACCUUAAUAAGCAGUCUCAGGCAGGGACCUUGAGGACAGGCAAGGUGGACCUGAAAACCCUGCAUGUAGAACGCAUGCAGCGAGAACAAGCCAGAAGGGAAGAGAAGACCCAGGAAUGCAAGAUUCUGGAAGCAGGGAUUCAGGGUCAGACCUCAAAGAAGUCCAAGCGUGCUGCUAAAGAAAAAUGCAGUGCCAAGACAACCACCCUUGUGGCGGAUGACGACUUUGAUGCACUCAUCAGUGCUGCAGUAAAAGCCGACAGCAUUUGUGGCUUUGUGAAGUGUAAAGUUAGCGUGCUGACUCUGGGGCAGUUUUGUGCCUUCUGCAACAAACACUACUGUCUGAGUCACCACAUCCCUGAGAUACAUGGCUGUGGGGACCAUGCCAAGGCCCAGGCUCGAAAGAGAAUAAGCAAAGAGGGAGUACUGUAUGCAGGUAGCGGCCAAAAGGACAGGGCUAUGGACCCAAAUAAAAAGGCUUUCCUGCAGAGAAAGCUGGAGUCCAAGUUGAAAGACCUGGCAUCCCAACGAAAAUCCAAGCCUAGAGAAAAGGAACAGUGAAUAUCAUCCUUGCUACCUUAGAAUCUGUCUAGUUAAAAUUGAAUGCCAUCUUAUUUAUCAAUGUUAAUGUAAUGUGUUUGUAAGAACAAUAAAUUCCCCAAAUCAAUAAAUGCCUCAGUUGCUGUUAGUGCAGUGUUUCAUGUUAUUGCACUGUGAAGGCAUCUAGAAGAUCAACUUGAAAAUGUGAAAUAAAGCCAUUAAAAUCCAGCAAUGCUGAAUCAAUGUAAUGUUUUGACUUGAGGGGUUCAAAUGUGAAUUUUAAAUUGAAUAAGAGAAUUUGUGCAUUAUGUAUUUUCAUAUAGCAAUCAAACAGAUUCCAAGAUAUAAACUGAAACCAAUGACUAGAAUAUCUAUUAAUAAUCACAUUUUUAACAAUUAUAAUUUUGUAUCAUCUCAGCCCUGUAUUGGGCAAAACUUAGGUUUUACACAAACCUAAUGCAAGAGCUAUAUCUUUGUUUUUCAUGCUAUUGUAUAUGGUUUAACUCUUAACUCCCCCAAAUUUUGUGCAGUCCAUGUGCUUUGCCUUCUCUACGAUAGCAACCACUUUCAUUAAGACAAGCAAAAUUGUUGGACACUGAUGUUGCCUAUCCCCUUGUAAUCAUACUUUAACACUAAGGAGGGAUGUGUAGUCACUGGUACUUGGGUCUCAAAGGUUUAUUUUAAUCUGCUUCUUUAUGGUUGGGGAUUUUGUUUUCCACUGGUCAGCUUGCUUAUCUGCUUCUGUUAGCAUUAUUGCUGCUUUUCUUUUUGUGCUCUGUUCUUCAGAACUCUGCGUCGCUCAAAAAGAGCACUCUGGAAAAAUUAAUGGUUUUUUUUUUUUUUUUAUGAUGACCCCAGUUUGCACCCUGGGCGGCCACUGUGUUAGCUAUUCGAUUCAUAAUUGCUCCACUGUCUAUCCCACUGAUAGCUUUCCCACUCAUUGCCUCAUGCUGCUGUGCAGUGCUGCUCUUUUCCUCAUGUCAUUAUUCAGUGAUUCUAUUAGCCUCUGUAAAACUUGUUCCACUACUCUCUCUACAUUGCUUUUAGCUCAACCAUACGUUCUCGAACACCCACCUCUUCACUACUGUCUCCUGUCUUAUAUCAAGUAUCAUCCCAACCACUCUCUACCGAUUUUUAACAUAGUCUACAAGCCUAGUUUAUCACAGUUCUCACCUUUCUGGUCCUUAGUUUUCUUU
This is a messenger RNA of Scleropages formosus (Asian bonytongue), 4282 nucleotides long. It is a transcript of the gene ighmbp2, whose product is annotated as immunoglobulin mu DNA binding protein 2. The coding region runs from base 138 to 3107 and encodes 989 amino acids. Gene Ontology annotation, cellular component: cytoplasm; nucleus. NCBI's taxonomy places the organism in Eukaryota, Metazoa, Chordata, Actinopteri, Osteoglossiformes, Osteoglossidae. Gene Ontology annotation, molecular function: ATP hydrolysis activity; RNA binding; ATP binding. The transcript is spliced from 16 exons. The record is from RefSeq and is a predicted model, not a curated record.